Messenger RNA from Penicillium pulvis, 2235 nucleotides. RefSeq lists its product as uncharacterized. Lineage: Eukaryota; Fungi; Ascomycota; Eurotiomycetes; Eurotiales; Aspergillaceae. The coding region runs from base 1 to 2235 and encodes 744 amino acids. The record is from RefSeq and is a predicted model, not a curated record. Gene Ontology annotation, cellular component: cytoplasm. Gene Ontology annotation, molecular function: choline kinase activity; ethanolamine kinase activity. Gene Ontology annotation, biological process: phosphatidylcholine biosynthetic process; phosphatidylethanolamine biosynthetic process. The transcript has 5 exons.
AUGCCUUCCUUCACAGAGCAGCAUGCCAACUCGGAUCCUGAAGUAGCAGUAGACUCUGCAGUUACUUCAGGAACCGGUCUGGAUGUUACUUCUUUGCACAGAACAUUGCCGAACGGAACUGGCUCUACUUCCUCGUUGGAUGGACCGACCUUGAAACAAUACCGAGCCCCUGUCGCGAAAGCGACUGCGCGCCCGCCCAUCAAUCCUACAUCGAUGCCUUCUACCAUGACCCCUCAGUCCUCCUCGUCGAAUUUUAAGGGGGAGGCGAGGCCACUCGAGGAUAGUGAGCAAUCUAUUAAACCAGAUGAGGACCCUCAAUCGGGUCUUUUUCACCAGGUGUAUGACUGGUUACAACAUGAGAAGAACCGAAGAAUGGCUCGGAAGGCGCGACGCGCCGAGGCGGUCUCUGGCAACACGAAUGCUAUCUCUGAGAGUGAUGAACAUCCGGCUGAAGAGUCACGGUGCACGGAGAGCUCGUUCUCACUUGGCGAGUUGGAGAAGAUCUUGGCCCAAUUUGCAGGUCCCCAAAAUGUACAUGGCCUAGCAUCUCACCUCCCUUUCAAGCGCCUCACUCGCCGUCGGCCCAAGGGUCUACGUCGAGGCUCGGCGUCCGAUUCUGAUGUAACAGAUGUUGAGGCGCCAGUGCCAAAUGUCGAAGCUUAUCUGGAUAAUUCCAAGACUCUCGCCUACACAAUGGGUGUGGCAGAUGAAACCACCGAUUCUAUCAAGCGAUCCAAAGACAAAGAGGCGUGGAUCACUUUCAAGACUGAAAUUGUGCGCCUAGCGCAUACUCUCCAGCUCCGUGGUUGGCGCAAGAUGUCAAUGGAUAAGGCUGAGGAGGUUGAGGUCCACCGUCUUAGUGGUGCUCUGACCAACGCCGUUUAUGUGGUCGUUCCCCCCAAGCCUGUCUACAAGACAGAAAACGGUUCUGCCCCUGUGCACACAAGGAGACCCCCACCGAAGCUUUUGCUGCGAAUUUAUGGUCCCCAGGUCGACCAUCUAAUUGAUCGAGAGAAGGAACUCCAAAUUCUUCGUCGUUUGGGCCGCAAGAACAUCGGCCCUCGUGUACUUGGAACUUUCUUGAACGGACGAUUCGAGGAAUUCUUUGAAGCCCGCCCUCUCACUCCGAAGGAGUUGCGAAUUCCCGCGACUGCUCGGCAGAUUGCUAAGCGUAUGCGAGAAUUGCACGAUGGUAUCGAACUUCUUGACGAGGAACGAGAUGGUGGACCGAUGAUUUUCAAGAAUUGGGAUAAGUGGGUUGACCGCUGUGAACAAGUGACCACUUGGUUGGACAAAGAGGUUCAAUCCCCGCACAAUGAACUCAAGGCCGAGGCAGAACCUUGGCGCCAGCGCGGCUUUGUUUGCGGUGUGCCAUGGCCAGCGUUCCGCAAGGCCGUGGAUCACUAUCGAUCCUGGCUUAUUGCGAGCUGUGGUGGGCUUGAUGAGAUCAAGCGACAGCUUGUGUUUGCCCAUAACGAUACUCAAUAUGGAAACCUUCUUCGCAUGGAACCAGCCUCCCAGUCCCCGCUUCUCCUGCCUGCGAACUCCCACAAGCAGCUCGUGGUUAUUGAUUUCGAAUACUCGUCUGCGAACGUCGCUGGUCUUGAAUUCGCAAACCACUUUACUGAAUGGUGUUACAACUACCACGACGAGGAGCUGUCUUGGGCUUGCAACAACCGUCUUUACCCCACACCCGAAGAACAGCGUCGCUUUGUGAUGACAUAUCUCACCCAUCGCCCUGCUGUGACUGGCGGUGUUGUCUCACCUUUGGCCACUCCGGCUAUGCGAGGUGGCACCGGUAGCGCCGUGACACCUUUCAACCUGGAUGAUGGCCCCGAUUCAUCCAAUUGGUCGCAGGAUCAGAAGUCUCUCGAAGAGGACUUGGAAGCUGAGGUGCGGCGGCUCAUGCAGCAGACCCGGCUAUGGCGUGCCAUGAACUCAGCUCAAUGGGUGGCCUGGGGUAUUGUGCAAGCCAAGGCACCAGGUAUGGAAGAAGGAAUUGCUGAGAUGUUGGGUACUUCCAACAAUGGGAAUGGUCACAAAGACCAGGCUGAGGCUAAGAUCCCCCCCGUCGAUGCUGAUGUUGACGAGGAAGAUGGCUUUGAUUACCUGGCAUACGCGCAGGACAGAGCCAUGUUCUUCUGGUCUGAUCUGUUGACUCUUGGUCUGAUUAACCCAGACGAUCUCCCGGCGCCUAUGGUUGACCAUAUUCGGGCCCGGGCCGUUGAUUACUGA